AUGAAUAUUUUGUUAUUAUUAUUUUAUGGGGCCAUUCCAUAUGUAUAAUCAAAUGAUACUUUAAUCAAUGUUUAAGCUAUUUGGAGACAUGGAGUAAGGGACUUUUAUUAUUGUAAUUGGGGAUGUGAUAAAAAAAAUGAACCUGAUGGCGAUGCAUAAAUUCUUACACCUGCAGGCAUGAGGCAAUAAUAUGUUUUAGGAAAAUGGCUUAGAUAAAGAUACAUAAUUGAUAAUCAUCUUCUAUCACCAUAAUUUAAUGAAAAUGAAAUUUAUAUAGAAAGCACAGAUUAUAAUAGGUACAAAAUAUAUCAAUUUGAGAACAAUUAUGAGUGCUUAUAGCAAUUUAUAAGGAAUGUAUCCAGAAGGCUUUGAAAUUCCAAAUGUAACUGAAGAUAAACUUUUGCCUCCGAAUUCUGGUAGUAAAUCUCCUUCUAUAGGAAAUUAUGCUCUACCUUAUAAAAUUUCAUUAAUACCAAUUCAUACAAAAGAAGAGGAAUAAGAUUAUGCUUUAGCAAUUUAUUGUAAAACUACAGGAUAAACAGUUCAAUAAAAUAAAUAAACAGAGCUAUAUAAUACAAUCAAUUCUGCAAAUUAAACAUAAGAAUUAUUUAAAAACUNUAAUAGGAUUUAAAUUAUAGUGAAUUAUAAAUAGAACCAUAAAAAAGAUUCCCUUAUUAGACAACAACAUCUAUAUAAAAUUCCUUUAAUGAAUGAAAUAUAUAUUUGUAUAUUUAUGAGAUUUGCUAUAAACUCAAUAUAUAUAUAAUGA
This is a messenger RNA of Paramecium primaurelia, 769 nucleotides long. Lineage: Eukaryota; Ciliophora; Oligohymenophorea; Peniculida; Parameciidae. The record is from the annotation of a GenBank genome assembly.